UCAAGGCUAGCUGUGACCUCAGGGUAACUACAGUAGGCUUUUGCAGCAAGCCUAUUCAGGCCUCUCCAAGCAGGGCAUUAGAUGAGAUCAAAUGACUGCCUUUCCCUGUAUGAUCAUAUUUUUCCUGGAAUCCUCCACUUUGGCACAUAUUGUUUUUUCAGAACUCUUCAAACCACAUGAUUACUCUGAAUGGCCUGAGCCCCCGUGUAAAAUAUAUUACCCACUGGAUCCUCUUUAUGAUGCAGACUGUCCUGAAGUGACAGCAUAUGUUUGUGGGACAAAUGGCCUCACUUACAAGAAUGAGUGUUUCCUUUGUGUUGAUCAGUGGGAAUUUGGUCCUCAUAUUAAAUUUGAAAAGUAUGGAAAAUGUGAUUAA
Molecule: messenger RNA, 376 nt
Organism: Capra hircus (goat)
Lineage: Eukaryota; Metazoa; Chordata; Mammalia; Artiodactyla; Bovidae
Gene: SPINK13
Product: serine peptidase inhibitor, Kazal type 13 (putative)
Exons: 5
Coding region: 92-376 (94 amino acids)
Molecular function (GO): protein binding
Source: RefSeq, a predicted model, not a curated record